This is a messenger RNA of Symbiodinium necroappetens, 378 nucleotides long. The record is from the annotation of a GenBank genome assembly. Lineage: Eukaryota; Dinophyceae; Suessiales; Symbiodiniaceae.
GACAUUCUUGAUUUGCUGGAGUUCUUGAUCAGUCGUUUCAGCAACGUCGAUGAGGCCUUCCGCAAGAUCAUAAACACGAGCGACACGAAGACACCGCUCAUAACUUUACGUGUCUUCCAAGCUGCGCUUGUGGCCUUGGACUGCGGCAAGUUCAAAGGUCCAGACGAGAACCAGCGCUUGGCGGCAAUCUUUCGGUACCUUGAUCCCGGAGGAGAAGGCAGCAUCUCGCAAAACGAAUGGCGUGUUCUGGGUCAGCUUUGGAAUGAGUUCGACCUCACGAUCCGCGAGUUCGUCCAGUUCCUGCAAAUAGCUUUCGGUGAGGACCUUCAAGAUGCUUGGGAGGCCCUGGAUGAUGAUCAGAGCGGCGAGCUCUCGGAG